CCGUCGACGCUCACCGACGCAAUCAAUACUUUCAGUUGUGUGAAUCAUGCAAGGAAAACACUGCUCGUUUUGAGAUUUUCCAUAUUUUCUCGUGCAUCGAGCGAUUGUUCGGCUUCGUCGCGCGAAUUUGUAAUUGUCGUUACCAAAUGUUCGGACGAUCGAAGUGAGCGAAACAAUUAUCGAAAAUUGGGCGUUCGAAGAACGAAGUGUUUACAAAUAUUCACCCCUGCUUUUCUAUUCAACAAAUUGUAUGUAUUUGGUUGGAAUAAUCGAUUGAAGGAAGAACUUUCGGUAUGACUUCGCAAUUGAUGGUGAAAAUCAAUGUUGCUCCUUUUGCUCAGGUUAAUAAGACAAAAUCUAGUGUCAACGGAGAACUGUUGACAAUAAGUCGAUCCCAAGAUGGAACACCAAGGUUUAUCGAACGAUCAACAGAGAAUGUACGGAUAGCCCAGUUGGAGCAGAAUAUUAAAUUUCUGCAGGAUCAACACCAAGGAAUGCUUCUUGAUCUCCAGGAUGAAAUAGAAGCUUUGAGGAUUAAAAACCGAGAUUUGCAGUUUCAACUUAUUUUCAACAAGACUACACCGUCGUCACCCCAAGCAUCGCCAUCAACUUCAUCCUCUGAUGAUGAGCACAAGAUCGUGUCGAGUCCAAACCAACCAACGUUCACAUCAUCUCUUCAUGUCGAAUUGUUAGAGAAGUCCAUAGGUGACAUGAAAAUUCAACUACUAGAAAACGAAAACCGCAAUGUUUACCUUUCAGCGAUUGUGGAUGAACAAAAAAAAAAACUGGAAAAGUACGAACGAGACCGCGAAAGAGAAAGAGAACGCGCAGUCCAGGCAGAACCCGAACUCAGGAGGAAGGUAGAAGAAGCCGACGCCAUAAUAAGACAUCUGCAGCAAGAAAUAAGCACCCUCCGUCGCGACGGCAACACCUCCGUCUCACCCUCGCACUACCACCAACGCGACAACUACAACCCUCAGCGGGGGGAGCCCCUCCACCACAACAGGGAAGCGCACGGUCACAACAGAGACCACGCGGAGCACAGGGAGAGGAACGGCUCCUUCCAGAAGAACGGCAGGGGAAACAGGAGGAACAACUACAGGGGCAACUGGUUCCCGCCCCUCCACUCGCAGAACUACUGGCAGGGAGGGGGCGGCAGGGGGGGCCAGCAGGACAAGAGGAACAAUUCUGAAAAUGCACUGCCAAACAUGAACACCGGACAGCAGCAACAGCAACAGCACCAGGAUAGACGCAGCGGCAACAACAACCACCACCAUCACAACGGGGACGGGGUAAGGCAUCGAGGCAGUCAGAAUAAGGGUAUGGACGCGUCGUAGACAGCGUGAUAAGAGGAUGUGAAGUGUUCUGCUUUGAACGCGUCGAUCCGUUUUUUAGAGGUUCUCGCUAUGGGGAGAUAGAGGUGGAAGUUUCGGUUUGAAAGAAUUCUUAUCUUGGUUCAACAUCAACAGCAUCGUGUCAGAGAUCAAUGGUGGUGAAAUGAUUCUUGAAAAAUACACCUUAGGCUAGUGACUUCAAAAGUGAUCCUUCCGGGAGUCAAUUCCUUCAAUUUGGCUUUAUCCGAUUCUUAAUAUUUAGUCCUCAUGAUUUCUCCACAAACCUUAUCCUAGUUCGUUCUCCCUAAUCUCCUCAGCUACUCUUUCCCUCCAACUUUUCCGAGGUCUUCCUCUGUUCCUACGACCUUGUGUUCUCCAUUUCAGGAUUGUUUUUGGGAUUCUGAUAUUUUCAUAUAUUCUGCACAUGUCCAUACCAAAUGAGUUGUUCCGAUCAUCAGCGAUGUUGGAUUCAGUAUCCAUUAUCUCUCAUGGUCUCAUUCUUGAUUGUUUCGGUUCUUGACUUUUCCGCUGAUCAGAGAUCUUCUCCAGAAGUCUAUCUCCGUUGCUAGCUGCAUUUUAUUCGUCUUUAUUUUCAUGAGCCAUAUAUAAUCGUAGAUUCUAUUCUUAUGUUCUUUAAUAAUACCUAGCUAUGUCCCAUAAAAUACUGUCCAGCAUCGUUAUCAAUUCAAUUAAUUGUACUUCACGGUAGAUUGG
Molecule: messenger RNA, 2048 nt
Organism: Harmonia axyridis
Lineage: Eukaryota; Metazoa; Arthropoda; Insecta; Coleoptera; Coccinellidae
Exons: 5
Coding region: 294-1337 (347 amino acids)
Source: RefSeq, a predicted model, not a curated record